Messenger RNA from Sander lucioperca (pikeperch), 1665 nucleotides. It is a transcript of the gene olig3, whose product is annotated as oligodendrocyte transcription factor 3. Lineage: Eukaryota; Metazoa; Chordata; Actinopteri; Perciformes; Percidae. The record is from RefSeq and is a predicted model, not a curated record. Bases 108 to 968 code for a protein of 286 amino acids. The transcript has a single exon. Gene Ontology annotation, molecular function: protein dimerization activity.
GAGAGAGAGAGAGAGAGAGAGAGAGAGAGAGAGAGAGAGAGACAGAGAGAGACAGAGGAAGACAGCAGAGACCUCCUACCCAGCACCCUAGGAAGCGAACCCAUAAAAUGAAUUCAGACUCCAGCCCGAGCAGCAGAGCCUCUUCCCCGGACAUGGACGUUAUGUCUCUCCGAGACCACCACCCGCACCACCACCAUCACCACCACCUCGGCUCCUCAGUGUCCUCAUCUACGCAGUGCAGCGAGCUGCGCCAGAAGCUGAGCGCCAGCGAGCUCCUGAGGUCUGGAGACCCCAAGUCAGUAGGAAGCAGCAGCAGCAGCAGCAGUAGCAGCAGCAGUAGCAGCAACAAGUUCAAACUGAAGAAACAAGUCACCGAGGAGGAAAUGUACCACCUCCGUCUCAAGAUCAACGGCCGGGAGCGGAAGCGCAUGCACGACCUCAACCUGGCAAUGGACGGCCUGCGCGAGGUGAUGCCCUACGCGCACGGGCCCUCGGUGCGGAAGUUGUCCAAGAUCGCCACGCUGCUUCUCGCCAGGAACUACAUCCUGAUGCUUAACAGCUCCUUGGACGAGAUGAAGCGGCUGGUGGGGGAGAUUUACGGAGGGCACAACUCAGCUUUCCACUGCGGCACCGUGGCGCACGCCGGCGCAGGUGGACACCCCGCUGCCGCAGCCGCAGCCGCUGCGGCGCACCAGGUGCACCCUCUCCUCGGGAGCGCGCUGUCAACCUCCACAUCCUCCACGCUGUCGAGCACUCUGCCGGGGCUCACGUCUAUCCGAGCACCCCACGCCCUGAUGAAGGGCUCCCCGACUGCGCCCACGGCCCUGCAGCUGGGCACCGGCUUCCAGCACUGGGCCGGACUGCCGUGUCCCUGCACCAUCUGCCAGGUGCCUCCUCCUCCACACAUCCCCAUCACCUCCUCCGGCCUCACGAGACUCACAGGGGAGGGCAAGGACCUGAUGAAAUGAUGUUUGACAGACACGCGACAAAAAGAUGUAAUGAUGUUUGUAAAUAGAGAAUUUAGGGCAUGAGGGUGGAUUUGGCCUCACUGGUGCAUGUUGUUGUUUAGUCUGUUUUCUUGUUUGGCGUAUGAGAAAAAGGUGUUAUUCUCCUCCUUGUAACAAGGACUUAUAAUGACUGAUGAUUUUGCCAGUUGACGGUAAAAAGAAAAGGUUGUGUGUCAUGCAACAAGAUGCCACGAUCCUCUUGUGUCUGACUGAGUUUUAGUCUCACACCACAAUGUGAAAGGUGAACGAGACUGCAUGAACGCAUGAACAUUUUGAUUUCAUUUAGCAUUUUUUUGUAUCAGGCGUCAUUUUGUGACAACGAAGAAUGCUCUCUGUGCCUUGUACCAAGGAUUGUAAACUGAAGUUGUAAAUGAAAAUUAUGGCAUUUAUGUGUUUGGCUCAAAUGAUUCUGCCACUGCGAAAAUUUGUUUUAAAAUUCUUUAGAUUUAUUUUUAUUCUGUGGCUCACUGUAUGCCAAUUUGUGCUCUGAUUUCCAUUUUUGUUUCUUUUCUUUUUUGCAUGAUGGUAAUUAUCACAGCAUGAUUGUUUUCGCUGAACUGAAUUUGUUAUGCGAAGAGACCACUGUCUUUAUUUUUGUACAUUGUUGAUGACUGAUGAAAUAUUUAUUAUCGGCCAGCGUCCCUGGAUGAAAUUUCAA